AUGAGUCUUUACGACCUAUUUUUGGAUCGCAUAAAUUCCCUUCCCUUCAACAAACCCUAUCUUGAUGUCCAUUACCGGGUCUUUGCUUGUUCCCUUACAAAUAUUACUGGUGACGAACAUACUGUCUCAGGAAUCUACGAAAAAGAUUUCCCCUCAUUUGAAACUAAUCGUCUCAAUAAUGUGGAUUCAUUGGAAUUAGAAGGACAAGCACGAUUAAAUUUCCAUAGAUUAGAAGAACUCCAGAGAUUUCCUUUCUUUAUUACCGUUGCCACCAAAGUUGCGCUUUGUGAGGUAGAAGAGUUGUUUAAAAAACAAGAAUACUUCUGCCGCGGUAUGAGGUCUAGGAGGAUUAACCUCAUCAAUCAAUUUGUAUCCACGUAUAGAAAUGUCGCGAAAGCUGCUCACGCACAGGCUUCACAUCAAUGUGAAUUUUCUUUAAGCCAUUGUCAAGUGGGCAACAGAACCUCUGUUAUUCUCCCGGGCUAUUGUCUUGAGGGUGAACAUGUUAGUACUGAAUUGCAUGACUUGGAGAGGGAACCUAUAAAGGGGAGUGUAAAAAGGGAUAAAGAUCGUUCAAGUAGUUCCAGAAGGGUUAAAAGCCCCGAAUUUGUAGCUUAUCUUAGACAUCUAAAAGAUCAAAAACGAGAUGCUACUCAGCACGUUAUUUCCUACUUUGCCGCGAUCUACUUCACUUCGCUUACAUCAUUAUUACAGAGCGGAUUACAAUCUGAAAUAGAAUACAAUGUGCGGAAAAGUGUGGAAUAUAUAAACUAUGUGCGCAAUUUCAAUCCCCGACCACGUAAUCUUCUAAGAGAAUAUCACAACUCUCGAAGUUCACAGUUUUCAAAAUUCCAGCCUAUCUGGUGUGUAUACUUAGUAAAUUCAUAUCAGCACGGCAAGUGGCAUUCCUUAAAGCAGGAGGAUGUAAAAUCGGACAAUAACAGCCACAGUGUGAGUGAGUCAAGUGUGCACAGUGAUGAGGCUGGACCGCGAAUGGUGAGAAUGCCUUCCCCCUGCCAAUACCAGUCAUCGGUGCUUCAUGAACAAACAUCUCCCUCCCCGGUCGUGCGGAAUGUGGAUAAUUUAAAGGAUGCUCAUUUGUCUGAAGUGGGACGUACACUUAAUGAAUUUAUGAACAGUAGAACUCCCAGAGAGUCUUCGUUUUUCCAAAAAUGGGUACGUGAGGUGAAAAUGUUAGAAGAUGAAAACACAACCCACAGUGAAAAGGGCUUAAUAGUGAGUGCAACCUCUAAAAGUGGAAAGGAAUCAAAUGCAGCAGAGACCAACAGCCCUAAGGAAGAAAUAAAAGUAAUGGGAGAGAUGGUCACCACGAUUCGAAGUGGCAGGGAUCAAAAGCUUGAUAUGCCCACCCUCAAUCUUAUAAAGAGAGCGGAAGCUCUGCUCUAUCCGUGUGAGGUGCAACCCACUGGAGAGGUCCCUUUUAUCAAGUUUAACCGUCUCACACCACACUGCGACGACGAUGAAGUAGAACUUUUUCUUAGACUUACUUGUGCUAAUCUUACUGAUUCAUCAAACAAGGAUAAGGCCCACCCUAUCUCAGCACCAGAUGAUGAAAAUCAAAAGUCCCAAAUACUCCCACCGAUACCACUGAAAUUAUUCAAAUCCGAUACCGUCAAGUCCUUGGAAUACUUAUCACGGCUUGGGCAGCUUACGAUUCUGCAUGGCACGUAUAUCAAACGUAUCGAGCUUAGCAAUCCCCUUCCUUUUGUCAGUAAACUUGAUAACGAGUUUGAGUGUGAUGCAUGCUCACAAAAUGGCCUUCAGGUUGGCUUUCAGGCCGUCACAGAUAGCAACACGCGAAACUCGUUUUGUUUCCGUCCACACAAGUACGGCUACGAUGUCUGUCUGCCGUGUGCGGUUUUCUUUUACAAAGCUGCAUUUGAACGGGUGGAGCGCGCUUUGCACCCUGAUCCACGGUUGAAUCGCCCCUUCGCGCAUGGGAAGCUUUCUGGGGCAGUGGUUUGGUCUCUAUCGGCGAGCCCUAUAACAGACAACUGCAUAAUGAAAGCCCACAUAGCCGAUCUGGAUUACGACGAAACAAAGAAGGGGAUGCACUGUAGACACUCAAAGGGAAAAGAGGAAGGAUUUAUCAUAACUAUGAAAGUCGGAGUUUCACCAUACGGAGCGUAUCCUGUGGCGUGGCUUGUAAAAAAACGCCAACUCCAGGCCAUGCGCGCGGCCUUUCCGUGCUACAAGUCGCAGGCCACCAGCGACAUGUCUGCAAAACCAGACUAUUCAAUUCCCAACGCGGAAGAUUAUCAUACUCUAACUUUUGAGCGAAUCAAAGCGAUGCCAGUGCCCCCAUGGAACUGGUCUCAGAACUGCCACAUUUUGUCCAAGACACUAUCUCCGCACCACCCUACAACGACCACGGACUCCACAACAACUGACUCUAACUUAAUUCAGGCAGAAUGCGAGGGAGAGGGAAAAAGUGAGGAUGAGGAGGAACUAUGCCCGGUAUGUCUUCAGACCCUGCUUUCACCAGUGCCAGUUCUUCGAACGCGCUGUGGUCACUGGUUCCACGUGAAUUGUAUUCAAAGUGUGAAACGUUACCAAGAACACGAGGAAGAAACCGAAAAUGUUUACACUGAUAGCGAACAUUCAUAUGGUAUGGAUGAGGGAUAUAACUCGAACACGGAUCAUAAGGUUCACGAUAAGUGUCCUAUAUGCCGCCAGGUGAACUACCUGCCGAACAUGAACAAGAAAAUCGCAUUAGAACAGAAUGUAUAUACGAUUGAGCUAGUCAUUAAAACCCCUUUUUUACAUUCUGGAAAGUUGAAGGAAGGAUAUGAAAUGGAUCAGGAGGGUGGGGGUGCGGUGGACUUAGGCGAUGGUGUGGAAGCGGUGGCACUGGCCACUCUUCUUACAGCCGACGGGCAAUACUACAACCCCACAAACAUAGCCUCAUGCCAACUCCUGUACGUGCGUCCAGGACAGCUGAACGCAUAUGAGACUUCUGGUGAUUAA
Phytomonas sp. Hart1 is the source of this 2988-nucleotide messenger RNA. NCBI's taxonomy places the organism in Eukaryota, Euglenozoa, Kinetoplastea, Trypanosomatida, Trypanosomatidae. The record is from the annotation of a GenBank genome assembly.